Symbiodinium necroappetens is the source of this 209-nucleotide messenger RNA. The record is from the annotation of a GenBank genome assembly. NCBI's taxonomy places the organism in Eukaryota, Dinophyceae, Suessiales, Symbiodiniaceae.
GGAAGCGUCUGACACGCAAGGGAAAUGCUGGGUAUCCCGCCCAGGAGAAGACCGAGGAUCUGCCUCCUCUGGAAGAUGUGGAGGCGAGCGAAGCGCCCAAUUCCGAGGAGGCGGUCAACACGGUCAUGAAGAUCAUGCAGGUAUUCCCUUCGUCUGACCGGCUCCAGAUGAACUGUCAGCACAUCCUGACUUCGCUGCUGGGUGAAUGA